CUAAUCCGUCUAACCCUUCCUUUCUCAGCUCCCUGUUUGGUUUCCGAGAAAAUUUAAUUCUCCAACUUUCUCAUGAAAUUUUAUUUCUCAAAUACACCACCACCGUUUUCGGCUCACUUCAAUUUCUGAGAAAAAUGAAACUAAAACCAGCUGAUAACAUAACUGACACAGAAUCUAGUUUUUUUUUUCCCCUUUUAUUUUCUCGGAAGCCAAACGGGGGGUUUUGAUUUUGGUUGUGAUUAUGAUUGAGGAUUAACUGUGUUUGGAUUAAAUAAUAAGCUAUGGUUUGCAGAGUUUAUAGCGUUAUGGAUAUGAACUUUUGAAAUGUAGAGUGGAUUUCUGUGGCAAUUAAGCCUUGAAUUGGAUUAGUUAAUUUAAUUGGGGGUUUUAAUUAGGGUUUUGGGUGCUGUAUCUUAGUUGCUAUAACUUUCGGAUGGUAAUUGAAUUGUGAAGAUAAAUGUAGAAGGUAAGUGGAGCUUCAAGUCUUAGUGUAUUAGCUGAGAGAAAUUGAUCUUACCCGGUUGCACCAUUGCUCGGUUCUUAGAAAAGUACAAGAGGAAUUGAAAUGCAUUGUGGUGCGUGAUGAUGUUCAUCUGAGCAAAUUUAGGGUGCAUGAUGAUGAUUUUCCAUUACGUCUCGCAUUUUUGGUUUUUGGAUAGGGAGAGGAAAAGGAAAGGAGGAUUCUUGAAAGCGUUUAUUCAAAACGAAAAGUGUUUGAAUGAUGUCCUUGCUCUUUCAUAUAACAUGUAGAUGAGUGAAUGUUUAUGGGUAAAAGUUAUUCAUUUGUCAUGAAUUAAGAAUGACAGUUCAUGGGAAGAAUUGUGAUUGAAAAAGAGGACAUAUUCCAAAGAGCGUGCUUAGACUUUCUCGAAUGAAAAAAACUGCGUUGGCAGUAAUGGAAAUGAUACUGGCGGACCCUUAUGGGACAAAUCCCGGACCAAUUGAUGGUUCAGUGCUUUAUGAUCAGGACAAGCAUGUGUCUUCAGCAGUUUGGGAUGGACAGGAACGUGGUGCACUCAGAUGUCAUGAACACACUUCAAAGCUUGAUCAAUGGACACUCACGGAAAAACAGGUUGAGUUGGUAGAGAAGGCUGGAUUUGGUUAUUUAAGAUGGAUUCCGGCAAUCAGUCUAGAUAACCCACUCAUUUCUGCACUAGUUGAAAGGUGGAGGAGAGAAACAAACACUUUUCACCUUAAUGUUGGAGAAAUGACGGUAACUCUUAAGGAUGUCGCACUAUUGCUUGGACUAGCAAUUGAUGGAGACCCUGUAAUUGGUAUAACACAUACCACCUGCAACUCAGUUUGUGACAGGUAUCUCGGAAAAGUACCAGAAUCUAGUUAUACUAGCGGUGGAAUGGUGAAGCUAAGCUGGUUGAAAGAGUUCUUUUCCCAUUGUCCCAAAGAUGCACCACUCGAAGUGAUUGAAUGUCAUACCCGUGCAUAUCUCUUAUAUCUUGUUGGAAGUACAAUAUUUUCCACAACUACUGGGAAUAAAGUCCCUGUCAUGUACCUUCCACUGUUCGAAAAUUUUGACAAUUGUGGGAGAUAUGCCUGGGGGGCAGCAGCAUUGUCAUUCUUGUACAGGGCACUGGGAAAUGCCUCUCUGAGAUCUCAAAGUACAAUUAGUGGUUGUUUAACGCUACUACAGUGCUGGAGUUACUUUCACCUAAAUAUUGGACGACCAAAGCUCAAUACUGGUUCAAUGCAUGAUCGUUUUCCUUUUGUGCUUAGCUGGAAAGGAAAGCAAAGUGGGCCAACAACAAACCGUGAUGUAGUGUUUUAUCGUAAAGCUCUGGAUUCCUUGAAACCAUGUGAUGUGGAGUGGCUUCCAUAUAGAACUAUGGACAGUACAGUGAUUCCAGAAGAUAUCAAGAGCAAUCUGAAUAUAGGGAGGUCAAAAACAAUGCUGAUAUGCUUUGACAAGGCAGAAAGGCAUCUCCCAAACCGUUGCCUAAGGCAAUACGGCAUGUCUCAGUCAAUCCCAGAGGAUGUACAGCGAUGGGAGAGAAAAAGUCGCGGAGUUGAUGGUGGGGUUGACUUGUCAGGAAAAAUGGAGUCAGAGCUUAAUGAAUGGCUGGAGCGUCGAUAUCAUAUUGUUGAAGGUGAUGAUGGUGCAGAUGAAAGUGAUUAUAUGCUGUGGUACCUGAAAAUUACACGUAAAUUUAUAGGGAGGCCUAUAUCUCUCUCCUCUGAGUUUCAAAUAACGAAUGCUGGGUUGAGGGAUAUUGCACGCAUAGCAGAUACAUUUGUAACAGACGGGUUGGACCAAAAACAAGCUGAUUCAAUUGAAGAAAUCAGAAGUAUUGCGCAUCAAUGUUUGAGGGACCAGAUUUGUGGUCCAGACAUACCAUCACCCACCCAACAAAAUGAAUUUGGGAAAAGGAUAAGAGGAAAGGAGAGGGUAAGAAGAAAAGGUAUGGGAAAACGUUUGCGGAAGGAUGAUCCAGCACAAUAUAUUACUGCUAGUGAGGACGAUCAAUCCCAGUUUUGUGGUACCAAUGUCAGGGUUGAGCAGAUACGUUUUCAGGAUGUACACAGUGAAGAUCAUUCGCAGCUAUAUCCUGUUGACAGUGAGGUCACUGCUUUGCAUAUGAUCAACGGAGAUGAUGAGGAUGAGAAUAUGCAUCUAUGCAGUGCCGACAUGGGGUUUGAUCAUUCAGAGCUAAGCCAUGCGGCUACUGUGGAAGGUAAUUCUGAGCUAAUCCGUGCGGUUGUGAAGUUUGAUGACGCACAGCUUUUUGAAGCAACCGAAAAGAUCGACUCACAGCUUCGUGAUACCAUAAAUGAAGUCAAGGACUCACAACUGUCUGAUUCAACUAAGGUAGUUGAUACACAGAUGUGCAAUGCAACUAAGGUCAUUGACUCACAGCUCCGUGGUGCAUAUAACGAGGUUGAUGACUCAGAGCUUCCUCAUGUUACGAGUGAGAGUGAUCCACAAGCAUCGAAAGUUGAAGCAGAGGUUGUUCCAGAGCCUUCUCUUGAAACUCCUCAGGACAUUGCCCAGCAGAGUAAAUGUAGUGUCGUAGUAUAAUAUAAAGCCGCCAUCAUGCAAUUUUUCUGAGGCAGCGCGAGCGUAACAAUACGAAUUGCAAAUGUGCAGCUAGAUUAGCAGUCUUGGGGAAGUAAGCUAGCAACAAGAUGCUUCGGUUCAUGUUAAUUAUUCUACUGUUUUGUGCUGUAACAAUUUUAUGUCUGAUCUAUUUUUAUAACGUCGUCUUCGUCUUUAGGUUAUCGAUUAUUCACUUUCGUUUCCAAAUGUAAAGAUUACUGGAAGUUGUGUCUGUUCAGGUACUGGAAAUAAUGUAUAGUUUCAUGUAUAUUAUGAUCCCUCUGAAAAUUUUGAAGUUUCGUUUUUUCC
Pyrus x bretschneideri (Chinese white pear) is the source of this 3358-nucleotide messenger RNA. Its product is annotated as protein MAIN-LIKE 2. The transcript has 7 exons. The record is from RefSeq and is a predicted model, not a curated record. Gene Ontology annotation, biological process: meristem maintenance; meristem development. Bases 872 to 3031 code for a protein of 719 amino acids. Lineage: Eukaryota; Viridiplantae; Streptophyta; Magnoliopsida; Rosales; Rosaceae.